AUGCCACGACAACUGCCGUGGAAAGUCGGAGGCGUGGCCACGAAGCAGACGUCCUCGCGCCCCAAACCCGCAGCGAGUCUAGCGAACCCAGCUCCGUCUCAUCCCGUCCUACCAACACCAAAACCAAAAUCUGAACCGACAUCGAACCUGAGUAGGAAGCGGAGGCGGAGUCUGGCGCUCACCUCUGGCACUCGAUCGCCCUCCACCUCGCCGCCACCUGAGCCACACAAGGAAGAGUUCAUGAUUGAGGGAAUGGACCAUGACGACCAGUAUCGCAUGGUCGAGGACGAGUUCCUCGCCGUGGCGGGGGAGUUCACGCGCCACCUGCACGCCGCCGAAUACCAGCGCCUCAAGGGCCUGGCCAAGUCCCAGAACGCCGAGGCCAUCCAAAACAUAUCGCGGCCCGUCACCGGCAAAAUGACGGACCUCGUGAAACGGCGCCAUGCAGCCCUCAACACAGCUUCCAGCCAGCGGAAGGGUAUCGCGAAAGUAUGGGGCAAGCCGUCUGCUGGAAACGGAUCAAUGACUGGGGACGAGAAGGAACCGUCUCAUCGGCCUGCUACGCUGCUCCAGGGGCUGAUGGACAGUCCGAGGAAGCAAACCGUCCUUUUGACCUCGGUAAUGACGGGAGCACGGGCGAGCUCAGGUCAUCGGGAUGCCGUGGACGUUAGUCCGUCGAGAAGACGUCUGAAUGCUGGGUUCGUGCGCAGCAACAGCCUGGCUCUGCCGGAACGGAAGCAUCGGGUACCCUCUGUCCGACUCGAGUCUGAGCCAGCACCGGACUCGGACGAUGAUGACGACCUUGACGCUCAACCCUUUUGGCCUCGCAAACCUGAACCACGGCGUCCGGAGCCAGAUUUGAGACUCCCCUCCAAGCGGGCAUCAACCCAAUUACCUCCCACAAGGACAAGAUCCGAACCCAGCGAUGCCCGCAAUCCAUUUCUCAAGAUCGACACAGCACGGCUACCCCCUCUAGCUCAGCAAAGCUCUGAAAGCAAGGAAAAAGUCUCAGGCAACGACAAGGACGAGGAAUAUGAUGAUCCCCUCGCCAGAAUACGCGCCCGUAGAGCAGAACAGAAGCGACGUCGCGAAACAAAGGUUCAAGACGGCGUCAAGGAGUUGGAAAGCCAAGCAGCAGCGCUCAACUCGAUCCCCUUCAUAUGA
Molecule: messenger RNA, 1164 nt
Organism: Parathielavia appendiculata
Lineage: Eukaryota; Fungi; Ascomycota; Sordariomycetes; Sordariales; Chaetomiaceae
Exons: 3
Coding region: 1-1164 (387 amino acids)
Source: RefSeq, a predicted model, not a curated record